Messenger RNA from Carya illinoinensis, 799 nucleotides. RefSeq names its product subtilisin-like protease SBT3.17. The coding region runs from base 87 to 650 and encodes 187 amino acids. NCBI's taxonomy places the organism in Eukaryota, Viridiplantae, Streptophyta, Magnoliopsida, Fagales, Juglandaceae. The record is from RefSeq and is a predicted model, not a curated record. The transcript has 3 exons.
UAAAUUCUUUUUGUCGGACAGCAUUUGUAUUGGUGUUUGGGCGGCUUUGGUUAUAAAAGGCGAGAGGGAAAAACAGGGAAGGUAAUAUGGGUCUGCGAAUUAGAAGCUUUUCAUUUCUGUUUUCGACAUUUCCGCUGCUUUUAUCCUUGUUGCUGUUGAUUUCGACCGCAAUGGCCGAGUCUGCUCCCACCACCAAGCCUGGUGAUUCUUCUUCUUCAGCGUCGGUCCAAAUCGUGUACACAGAAAGGCCCCAGGGCGAGGAUCCAGAGGCUUACCACAUCCGUACCCUAACCGCCGUCCUCGGCAGUGAGGCGGCUGCAAAAGAGGCUCUGUUGUAUAGUUACAAGACCGCCGCUAGUGGAUUCUCAGCUAAGCUUACGCCCGACCAGGUUUCCCAAAUUUCAAUGGUUUUUAUCAACAUUGUUAGGCUGAGAAAUACAAUGCUCUCCAGUCUCCAUACAAUAAUAUAUAUGUUUUUUGGUAGAACAACCCGGUGUUCUUCAGGUUGUCCCAAGCCGUACGCUUCAGCUACAUUCAGGACCUGGGAAGCCGCACUGAAGGAUGUGAAGCUCCUGCACUUACUAGUAUAUAUGUUUCAAACAGCUUUUUCAUGUAUAAACCAUUGUGCCUAUGUGCUCUGGGGCAUAUAGCCUUUCAUCUAAAUAAGGUUUAUCCUUUGGAUCUAAGCGACAUAUAAAAGUGUGCUCUCGUAUAUGGUAUUCGCUGCGUGGUACAUAUGACGUGUAACACCAACUUUUUCGGGUUUUUCUUAUUCUAAUAUGAUAUGGGUACUUGAAAA